Messenger RNA from Pistacia vera, 2369 nucleotides. RefSeq lists its product as uncharacterized. The record is from RefSeq and is a predicted model, not a curated record. Lineage: Eukaryota; Viridiplantae; Streptophyta; Magnoliopsida; Sapindales; Anacardiaceae. The transcript has 9 exons. The coding region runs from base 190 to 2187 and encodes 665 amino acids.
CAACAUCGUCACGCGCUCAUACACUCUGACUCUCUCUCUCUCUUACACACACACACUAAGCUUCUCUCUGACAAAGUUUUACUCAGUCGCCGCAGCUUACUCGCUUUCACUGAGUCAACUCGGUCGCCUUUCGCGCUUACUACACUCCUUCUAUGUUUGUGUAUUUGAGUUGCAUGUGGUGGAUUUUCCAUGGAAACAGUGGUUGAAGUUGAGGGAAAUGAGGAAGGGAAGUAUAAGGAAAGUGGGGUUGAGAAAAGUAGCUCUUCGUUGUCUUCUCCAAAGCUGGGUGCAGACCCGGUUGUUUACAAGCUUGUUCGGGUUGAGGGAGAUGGGAGGUUAGUUCCUGCGACUGAUGAUGAAAUUAUGGAGGUUGGAAACUUGCUUGCAGAUGAUAAGAUUGAAAUGCAUCUAGUUGCAGACACUGGGCAGAGUGGAGGGUCUUCAUCUGGGAUGCCCCAGUUAGAAAGCUCAGAAGGUUUGUCACAGUCUGAAAACACAGAAGUUGAUGCAGGAAAAUCAAAUACACAUGUUGAGUACAUUGAGGAGAUGUUGCAAAAGGUCAAACAGGAUGAGAGUCAUCUCUUAGCUUGUGGAUCUCCUGAUCAUUCUUCUGCUUAUGUGAUUGUAGAGGGCCAGUGUUCUGAUCAGAAUGAUAAAAUGCCUGGCAUUGAUGAGAAGCUCCAAUCUGAAAUUCCCUUGCAGGGAAAUGACACUCCCUCCUCCCCAAGUUUGAGUAAAAGCCAUAUUAAUCACUCUGGGAGUGUUGGAGAGUGCUCAAAUCCAUCAAACGAACUGAUAGAAGGUCAAUCAUCAGCUUCAGCUGUAUGUACUAGUUCAAAACCUGAUUUUUCUAGGCUAAAGGGAGAAAUAUGCUUGGACAAUCUAUCAAUCAAAGAACUACAUGAAACUUUUAGAGCGACUUUUGGGAGGGAGACAACUGUCAAGGACAAGCAGUGGCUUAAGAGAAGGAUUGCCAUGGGGUUGACUAAUUCUUGUGAUGUUUCGGCAUCAAGUUUCAUAAUUAAAGAUAACAAAUUAUUGAGCAAGGGUAAGGAAGAAAGCUGCAACAAUGAUGGUACUACUUCUAUGAGCAAUACAGCUGUUGGAGCAGUGAAUGUGGAAUGCAAAGAUUCAUCAACUAACCACAGUAGCCAGAUGGAAGAACAUCAAACUGCAUCUGUUGAGAGACAGAGAAACUCUAGCACAGACAAAGAUCAUAAAAGUGAAGAUCUUCAUGCAGACCAGGUAGCUGCUAAAAGAGUUCGGAAACCAACAAGAAGAUAUAUUGAAGAACUCUCAGAAGUGGAGUCCAAAGAGUCAAGUGGAAAGUCAAUACCUUCAGCAAAAAAUUCUGGUCUGAGACAGAUGUCCCCAAAAUCUAACACUAGGCCUGUUGGAAUUGCCUCUUCUAAUAGGGGAACUUUUGUGAUGAGGCUGGAUUCUCUCGGAGGAUCUGGAGUUCAGGUUCCAUAUGUUUCUCGAGUCCGAAGAAGCCGUCCAAGGAAAAAUGUCAUGGCGCUUAUGGAAUUUCAUCCCCAGGGCAUAGGCAUGACAGCUGCACUGGUCAAGACGGCCUUCAGUGUACAUAGUUCUCAACCAAAUAAUGAGAGUGGGAACAUAGUCUUGAAAGCCAGAUCUACUGUUGAGAAGAUGCAGCAUCCAUUUACAGUUGAACCAGAGAAGCCUAAGCCAUUCUCUUCAAUGGUUUCAAUUGAGCAGGGGCAGAAUAUGGAGCCGAAACAUGUAGAUCCAUCUGGAGAUACUUCAGACGAUAAUGUGGUCACUGUGCCAACUGGGAAAGGUGGAGUGAGAAGGAAACAUCACCGAGCUUGGACUCUCUCUGAAGUUAUGAAACUUGUUGAGGGUGUAUCCAGGUAUGGUGCUGGAAGGUGGUCUGAGAUCAAAAGGCUUGCCUUUGCAUCCUAUUCAUAUCGCACCUCUGUCGAUCUCAAGGACAAGUGGAGGAAUUUGCUGAAAGCAAGCCUUGCACAGACACCUCCAGAUAAAAGGAUAAACUCCCGGAAACAUGCAUCUGGAAUGCCGAUUCCUGCUCCGAUUUUGUUACGAGUUAGAGAGCUCGCAGAGAGGCAGUCACAGGUCCCCUCAAAUCUUAGUAGCACCAGCAAGUUGGCCGGGUCAACUGGUAGAAAUAAUGUACAUGAAACAAGAUCAUCUGGGUACUUGUAACAUUGUAAAUAAAUAAUAUCACACAAACUUUAGCUGUCUAAAGUUAAAAAUAAAGUUACUAAUUAGAGGUGUUUGAUUAACACAAAUUAUCCUGACAUAAACUUAGUUGUUUACGAAUAUGAGCUUCCAAUGUAAUUUUAUGGUGUUUCAUCUCCUUUGUAUACAAUGCUUUUUCUGCUUAA